Molecule: messenger RNA, 3225 nt
Organism: Triticum urartu
Lineage: Eukaryota; Viridiplantae; Streptophyta; Magnoliopsida; Poales; Poaceae
Source: RefSeq, a predicted model, not a curated record
AAAAAAAAGUGUUUCAAAAAAAAAAAAACAGAGAGGCAGAGACGAGAGAGGAACCCUACGCAUCGAGCCAGGCAGCGAGCCACCGGCCGCCGCUCGUCAAAUCCGGCGCCCCGUCUAACCCCGUCCAGUUCAUCUGCUUGUCCGGCGAGGCGGCGACCCCGCUCGCACGGCUUCACCUGCUGCACUCCGCUGCUCGUGCGCGACCUCGCCCGGCCUCUCAUCCAGCGACGCCCCGCCUCCGGCCUCCCGUCACCAUCCGGCCGUCCGGCGACCUCGCCCCGCCUCCGGCCUCCCGCCACCGUUUAGCCAACCAGCUUAUGGGGCCGUGAAUCUCAUGGACGAGGGCCUUGCCGCUUCCGAACCCGGCCCGUCCGUCGCCAAGCGGGCUCGGUUUAUGGGGCCGCAUGCAUCCAGUAGCUCAGGCGCUGACCCUGAGAUGGAGAUCCAAGCACUAGUCUCGAUGGCCAGCGGACUCUACCCGUUGGCACGGGCGGAGGCGCUCAGCGGCCUCGCUGCGGUCCUCAAGAAGGUGAAUGCCGGCGGCGGGGUUGUGGAGUGCUGCUACGCUUGCACGGAGAAAUUGCUGAGGGACGAAGACGAGGGUAUCAGGUUGGCCGCUGUGCGAUUGGUUGGCCUUUGUGCGGAGAAGUUUGCCAUGAGAGAGGAGUUGGGUGGUGAUGGUGACCAAAUGGACUGGGUUUUCCUACAGCUUAGCUCCAUGGCUAGGGACAUGUGUACAGAAGUAAGAAUUGAAGCAUUCAACGCACUUGCCAAAAUGCAGAGAGUAUCGGAAGGUGUUUUGCUUCAGUCGCUGUCUAAGAAGAUCAUAAAAACUGACACUGGGAGUGCCUCUAGCAUCAAAGGGAAAAAACUACCACCUAAAUUAUCAUUCCCCUGUGCUGCUGGCAUAUUUGCGCAUGGGGUUGAAGAUGAAUUCUAUCAGGUCCGAACAAUUGCAUGUAAAACGCUGGGAGCUCUUGCAAAGCUUUCAAACCAAUAUGCACAGAAGGCCUUGGACUUGUUGAUGGACAUGAUGAAUGAUGAUAUAGAAGCAGUUAGACUGCAAACUUUGCAGGCACUGUUUGAUAUGGCAACAUAUGGAUGUUUGAGCAUGCAGGAGAAGCACAUGCACAUGUUCCUUGGCAUAUUGAUGGAUGCCAAUGUCGUAGUUCGAAAUGCAGCACGCAAGAUCCUAGGGUCAGUGAAUCUGCCUAAACUUCAAAUGUUUAAAUCUGCACUUGAUGGUCUCAUUGCGGGUCUGAAGAAAAAUCCGGAGGAUCAAGAUAUAUAUGGCGUUCUGUUUUCCAUUGGCAAGAAUCAUGGGAGCUUUUCAGCCAAUAUAGCCAAACAUUUAGCCAAAGAGAUCAAUAUGGCAUCUGAUGGAGAGCUGAUCUUGGAUAAACCUAGAAUCAAAGCAUUGUUAAUGGUUUCUGUCUCGGCUGCUUAUGAUGAUAAAGACAAAAAACUGGAUAUACCCACAGUUAUAUUUUCACAUGCAAUUCCCCUAUUUGGGAUGAUCUCGUGUGCACUAGCCGAAGAUGAACAGGAUUCACUCUUAUCCUAUUUGUAUCGUCAAGCUGGAAUGCAGUUUUGGGAAAAGAAGUUAGUGUCUGCAGAAGGUGGAGAUUAUGAAUGUUUCAGUGUUGAAACUGUGGGAGGAACUCAUGCACAGGUAGAAACGACUGGAAAAACAACCAAGUACUUAGAUGAAGUCGUGAUAAAGCAAUCGACAAGGAUCAUAUUAGAAACAGUUAAAGGAGCCUGGGUUAUGAUAAAGCCGUGCAGUAUAGGAGAAGUUCAAAGUACUCUGAGAACAUGCAAAGAAGAAGUCAAUAGCUUAGCUGUAAAUUCUUCUGGAUCAACUAGUGCGGUGUUGAGCUUUGUAUGCGACUAUCUUGAUGCAGUACAGCUCAUUGUUGAAAUAUGGUGGUUCAUUCAGUUGGAUGAUUCUCAUGCUUUUGGCCCCACAUCACUUGAUAUUUUGCUUGAGAAGUUGGAUACAUCUGUGAGAAGGAUGAAAUGUUGUUAUGCUGGAUUGAAUAGAGAACUGGAGGUUCAAGUUUUGGAGUUUGCUUUGUUAGCUAUUUUAUGUAGACUGUCCGAGUUUGGAACAUGUUCAAAAUUAGUGCUAGAUAAGUUGCAUUGGAUAAUUAAUCACAUUGAUGGUCUGUGUGCCGAUGGAUCCUAUGAACUUUCCGACUUCAGCAAAGAAGUUAAGAAAGUGUUUGAUGAUAACUUUAUCGACGGCACUCCUAUUGUCAACAUUUGCACCUUUCUUGAAAUCUUUGAUCUAAAACCAGCAAGAGAUUUUGAAAUGCUUAAUGCUACAACUGCUGUGCUGCAAGUCCGGGAUACAGAUUCUGAAAAUCCGUUAUCAUAUGUUUAUGGAUUACCCGUGGGCGUGGCGUUUGACAUGUCUCUGUGCAAUACCUCUAGUCAUGAUAGAAUAUGGCUCCGCAUGGUUGCUGGUCAGUCCGUCCAACAUGUCUUCUUAGACUUGUCUUGUUUUGAGGGCAAUGAUAAGAUGAAGAGCUGCUCCAGAGUCAUUCCUUUCUAUGCUACCCCAAUGGCAUGUUCAUUUGUUCUGAGGGCAUGCUUGGUAAUUGAAUGCCCAUUUGGAAGUAUCGGCACUCACCAGGAAGGACAUGGAGGGCCAAGAGAUUGUGUAGUGCAACUAUGUGAUGAAUUGGAUGUCUACUUUGUUAGUGCUGAUACCGAGCAAAGGCAAUGGUCGAAAUGAUAGUGGUCAUUUGCACCAAGUUCUUCAGCAUGCCCCCUUUGAUCGACUGCACCAUUGUGUUCUAACAUCAACUGCGAUCAAGUAAUAUGCGAAGGCAGUUAAAAUACCAGUAGUGACUAAUGAGGAGUUUCAUAUGAUUAGUUGUUUCACUGUAGUAUCAGAUCAAACUCUGAUUAGUUGUUUUCUUUAAGAAUGGAGAAUUUUUCUAUGGCAUGUGACCAGAAGAAACGUUAUCUCAUAGCCGAUAUAGUACUAGCAAGAACUCUGGGUAAAGAAUUUGGCUGCGCUGAUAUUUUGGUAGCAGUAAGCAGGAACAAAGCAGUUACCCGACCACUAAGAUGUGUUGCUGUUGCUAGGGUAUGUUUACUUCGCGGCGUAUGUAUAUGUAAGGGUUUGGCAUAUGACUAAAGAAUUGAAAAUUCUGUGAAUUUUAUGAGGCUGCUGAAUUAGAGGCUGCAGAGGCCAAUGUUAACCUUGUGCACGUA